Messenger RNA from Hydatigera taeniaeformis, 1482 nucleotides. The record is from the annotation of a GenBank genome assembly. NCBI's taxonomy places the organism in Eukaryota, Metazoa, Platyhelminthes, Cestoda, Cyclophyllidea, Taeniidae.
AUGGAAGAGGCGUCACACCAAAGCACCGUUGGUCCCGGGUUAGUUGAGGGCUCUAAGUCGCCGCCAUAUGUUGGGUCGGACACCUCACUGACUCUGCGCAUAGUAGGGACGCGUGCAGGCCGACGGAUGGGAGCAACAGUGGACUUCGGUCUCGCUCACGAAAUCUUUGGUCACGACAUACCCGAUGUAGCUGCACAUAAUCUUAGACUUCGGCUCGCCGACAUGAAUCGAAUUGCCGAGGAGACCAUGGUACAUAAUCUCUUGUGCGCUGCUGAUUGCGUUGCUGGUGGCGCCCGCUAUCGAUUUGUAGAUCCCAAUGGACCCCUUCUCGGUACCGUCUCGGAGGCCACGCCGUUGGUUGACAGGUACUUCCUCUGUCCUGAAGAGCAUAUGCGAACCGCCGAAGAGGCGGAAAGGCUGGCUACUGGAGACCGUGCGAAGUACAUAAUGGGCUGUAACGGUUGGCUCAUUAAUAGCUGCAGCAUCAAGAACUUUGCUGAUGUCGAUUCCAAUGUCUAUCUACGGCGAGAACUCGUAAUUUGGGGUGAUUCUGUCAAGCUGAGGUACGGCGAUAAGCCCGAGGAUUGUCCCUAUCUGUGGAACCGCAUGUUGGAGUAUGCUCGUAUGACGGCGCGGGUCUUCCACGGUGUGCGACUGGAUAACUGCCAUAGUACACCCCUACACGUGGCACAAGCUGUCCUUGACGCCUGCCGGGAGGUCCGACCUAACAUUUACAUCAUUGGUGAAGUCUUUACCAAUGAUGAAAAGACUGACAACCUCAUUCUCAACAAAUUGGGCAUCUGCUCUCUUAUACGUGAAGCUCUUUCUGCGCACGACUGUCAUGACGAAGGUCGAUUAGUGCACUACUUUGGAGGCCACCAUCCUGCUGGAGGUUUUCCCCAUGCUGUACUAAAGCGUCGCCUCCUACCUACGGUGGCACAUGCCCUAUUCUACGAUCAGACACAUGAUAACCCCGCUCCUGCUGUCAAGCGCACGGUCUUUGAUCAUCUUCCCUCCUCUGCCCUAGUCGCUAUGGCAGCUUGUUCCUCCGCCUCGACGCGUGGCUACGAUGAGUUGGUGCCUUAUCAGAUUGAUGUAGUCUCGGAGAGGAGAUUCUACGCAAAAUGGGACACGGAUAUAAAUGCCUCUACUGGAAUGAUUCGGGCGAAGGCGGCGCUCAAUCGUCUGCAUCGGUGGAUGGCUGCUAACAACUUCAACGAGACUUUUGUGGAUCAGGCCAGUUUUUUUAUAUCCGACACGGCGGAGUCGGUUGUCAUGGUAUCACACUCCUGCUUCUACGAUCGCAGUCCACAUCCAGUGCAUCAUCCCUUCCGUAAAAUUAUGCUCAACGGUCGUGUUCGACGCAUUCUUAUUGAAGCCCGCACUAAGAACCACUCUUUGGGCAAUCCUAUGGACGAUUUCAAGUGGAACGAUUGUGUAGGUCUGGAGUUAUUUCGUGGAAUGAAAUUAAAUUUACUCUGA